AUGGCCGCACAGACGGCCCAUGUGCCUCACCUAGGGGGUAUCGAAGUCUCCUACCGUGCUACGAAGCAUGACGCCUCCAAGCCAACCCUGGUUCUUCUACAUUCGUUCAUGACCUCCUUCAACCUCUACGACGCGCAAUUCGAGUCAUCCUCACUUGCAGGCACAGCGAAUCUGAUUGCCGUGGAUUUGCUAGGACAUGGCAAGACGAAAAUCAGCUCGGGUGUCGAGCAGUUCACCUACUGGGACAGUGCUAUCAUGACACUUCAACUCCUGGACCAACUGAAGAUCGACAAAUUCUUCACAUUGGGAACAAGUCAGGGCGGAUGGAUGGUAAUGAGGCUAGCAUUGCUCGCACCGUCACGAGUACUUGGUGCAAUCGCGCUAGGCACAUCAAUGGAUUCUGAAUCUCAACGCACUCGAGACCUUGGCUGCUGGGAUAUUGCGCCCAUCGGCGACUCCCUCAUCAGUGGCUGGUCGAGCAAAGACCCAACACCGGACUUCACCCUCGACGAUGGCUUCGUCGGUCUGCUCGUCCAACUGGGAGUCGGUCCAAACGCCGAUUCUGCACUCGUCCAGUGCAUGUCAGCAGACACCAAGGCCAAUUAUACUGGCGACAUAGGUCGUCGUCGAGCUAGAAUGUGUGCAAUCAAUCUCCGGGAUCGCGAUGGCCUGCAUGGAAGGCUGUUUGAUAUUACAUGCCCAGUACUGUGGAUGCAUGGAUCUGACGAUCAGGUCUAUAGUGUCGCAAACGCUCGUGAGGAGAUCAAACUCUUUGUCAAUUCAAAAGAAGCGAACGUGAUCGAGGUAAAGGGAGGUCAGCAUUUCCUGAGUGCCUCUAAUCCAGGAGAAGUGGAACCAAAGGUGAUCGACUUCAUCAAGAAGCUUAACUCUUGA
Lithohypha guttulata is the source of this 894-nucleotide messenger RNA. RefSeq lists its product as uncharacterized. The transcript is spliced from 2 exons. The record is from RefSeq and is a predicted model, not a curated record. Gene Ontology annotation, molecular function: catalytic activity. Lineage: Eukaryota; Fungi; Ascomycota; Eurotiomycetes; Chaetothyriales; Trichomeriaceae. Bases 1 to 894 code for a protein of 297 amino acids.